This is a messenger RNA of Anopheles moucheti, 3842 nucleotides long. RefSeq names its product coiled-coil domain-containing protein AGAP005037. Gene Ontology annotation, cellular component: cytoplasm. The transcript has 20 exons. NCBI's taxonomy places the organism in Eukaryota, Metazoa, Arthropoda, Insecta, Diptera, Culicidae. The record is from RefSeq and is a predicted model, not a curated record. Bases 1 to 3447 code for a protein of 1148 amino acids.
AUGCUGAUUCGGUGGAAGAGCAAAGAUAAAAGCUCGUCAUCAACGUCGUCAUCGUCGAGCACAUCGAAAAAGAAACGAAAAGGAAGAGAUAGCGGUGAGGAUGACUGGCAAAAUGAUAAAAGCAACAGGAACCAGCCGACCGAUCAAGCGAUCGAUGACAGGCGACGAUCGGCCCGCAGCAGGGAGGAUCCCCGGCGACAUACGCUCGGGGGCGAUAUGCUACAGUACCAGGCCCAAACGCAACCGCCAAACAUUCAGCGAUCGCUUGAUUUUGAGGUAAGCGGCGAAGACCUUUCAAAGGGUCUUGAAGGUAAAGCGCACACCCCACAGAUGCGCGUGUACACACCGACGAAUCAAGGUCCACUCUUUGACGAUGAUCCGGGCAUCAUGUCCGAGGCCGAAACGGCGAGCACCGGCUUUCGGCGGGGUGGCAAACAACGGUCCUCGUUGCCGGUCGUAAGAACACCGUCGAAAACGCUGGAAAGGCCGCUCGGGUUGGUAUUUUUGCAAUAUCGCUCGGAAACGAAACGUGCACUGCUGCCGAACGAAAUCACGUCCAUCGAUACGGUGCGGGCACUGUUUGUGCGAUCCUUCCCGCGGCAGCUAACCAUGCAGUACCUCGAGGGGCCGAACGUGAAGAUAUACAUACACGAUUCGAGCAAGGACAUGUUCUACGAGCUGGAGGAUGUUAGAUCGCACCUGCGAGAAAUUCGUGAUCGCUCCGUGCUGCGGCUGUUCGAGUCGAACGAAGUGAGCGCACCUCAGGUCCUGCCCGGUGGACAAAAUAUCCCACAGCCUCUGCAACCGGCAGCAAUUCCAAACCAGUGGGAUCAAGAGCAGAGCUAUUUCAGUGAACCAGAGUUCGAUUCGGAGUAUCAACAUCAGCACAUUCACAAAAGCAAGGUAGGCAAGCAACCUACAAAAACCCCAUAUUAUGUCGGUACAACCCAAACGUUACCUAGAGGAAUGUACUCGGAUCGAAACAAGGGAGCAAUAGGAGUAGCAUCGAAACCGAUUCGUUCGUACGGCUCACGGGGCAACAUUGCGGGUCCGAUGCCAUACACAACGGAGCAGCUGUACAACAUACCAGAUGGAUACAUGAGUUCCCCGGAGCGUAGUGGAGCAUCUCGUGGAGCGUACGAAGAGCCUUACUACAGCCAAUACGGUACACGUUCCACGACCGCUACACCGAUUAUCGAUGAAGAACAAGGGGAUAUAUCGAUUGCGGAUGAUCAGUACGCCAUGUAUGGGGUGAAAAAUGUUGGACGAAUUCCGCGAGUGCCACCAAACCAGAUGUACGAUCAUACGAGAUCAGAAGAUCUUCAUAGAAUACGUGUCGAGCACAUGGAGCGGCAAUUGGCCAACCUUACCGGACUGGUCCAGAAAGCACUCACGCAAAAUCCUCAGCUACCGCUAGUUAACAACAACCCAAAUAUUCUAAACAUCCCUGGACAAUAUCGCAAUGCUACUGGAGAUGGUACAGUUUGCACGCGCGAAAAACCACCAAAAUUGGGAAAAUCAACAUGUCACAAAUCGGUUUCGUUUGAAAAGUCUGUUUCCUUCAGUGACGACAUUCAAGGUGUGCCGAAAUCUCACAGCCCACAGCAUUCCGCGGACACAAAACCUCCUAAGCCGGCGAUUAAAUCUUCAACCUUACCAAGAACCUCAUCACAGGAACGCGAUCGACUAAAACCACCACCACCUCCAAAGCCUCUGGUAAUGAUAGCGGGAAACCAGUACCGUACAGAUCUAACACUCGCACCGGAAGUGUAUAAUCAACUGCGUGGCUUACAAAAGAAAGCUAUGGAUCUGCGAACGGAGGUCCGCACACUGCGUCGGUUAACGCAAACACAGGCUGUCGCUGUACGAGAGGACAUUAAGGACACGUUCAUGAGAAUACGUGCAACCUUGCUGUCUAAUUCAGGCUUCGUUUGGGGCCAAGGCGAUAAGGAAAGGACAACUCUUACUAGAGAAGAAGAAAUCUAUAAACAAGAAGUGAUCCGAUUGGAAAAAGAUUUGGCCGACCUGGAAUCAUCGGUUGAAGGUCUAAGAGGUGAAGUAAUCAACAGACGAACCCGCGUCAAUAUGGUUGCCGUCGAAGAUAUGGCGCUAGUACUCAGUCGUGCAAGUAAAACUGUAGCUGAGCUGAAAAUGCGUUUCCCAGUUUUGCAGCAAGGGUUAAGAAACCUCAUUUCCAACGAAAUGGAACACGUUUGCCGGGAGGAAGCAUUCCUCAAGGAUGAACCCGAUCGGCUAGAAAAUGCUCUGAGGCGAUGUAAAAAAUUAACCGGCACGCUUGUAACACUUAAAAGACUUGCGAGCGUACAGGAGCAACGAUUACCCAUACCCGACACGACGGGCACGGACGAAACGAUCAAACCGCCGGAAACACACAACAACGUGAACAAGCCAAUCCCAAGUCCCCGUCUGGGGACAGUCGUUACCAGUGGAGGAAUCGCCCCAGAAAACGCACUCGAUGCUUUGCUAGAUGAGCUGCAAACCUUUGCCAAACCGCCGAACGGUGUCAACGAGGUAAAACAACAGAGCUGUGUGUGUGUCCUGUUCACACACGCUCAACAUUUCUCACUGUUUGGUCAUCGACCGGACGACUCCACAUCAGACGAUAGUUCUCAAACGUUGCAAAACAGCAUCACGACUAAAAUCUCCCAGUCGCAACUAUACCCCUCCGAGCCCGUAUCCUCCAACGUCGGUCUCCGGCGGCUUCAUUCGUAUCCGAGCGGUUCGGAUACGGACACGAGUCCGCCGCAACCGACCCGUCCGACUACCGGCAAACCGCCCGUUCCGGAACGCAACGCCGAGCUGCUGUCGAAGGUCAACAACAAGCGAGUACCCCCGCCGCCCCCACCACGUACCAGUUCGCGCAGCCCGCUGGCCAGCCCAACUAGUCCGCACGUACCACAGCAUCACCGUGGCCAGCAGCCGGUGGUGACGCUGUCCGACUGCGAGCAGCAACAGCGCACAUCCGAGGGUACCGAUUCCGGCAGUGAAUCCGUCUGUUCGGACAAUUCGCAGCGUCAACUGGCGCUAGAGCUGCGCCACCAGGAGCUGCUGAAGAAGCAGCGGCAGCUGCAGGAACAGUACCAGCGGUUGCAGCAGAUGAGCAAAAAUGCCGUACCGAUGGCGCCGACAACGAUGAACCACGAUAUCAAGAAGACCGGUAGCGAGUCCAACCUGCCGGUGAAGAUGGGUUACAACAUGACCGUCAGUGGGUCCAUGAAAAAUCUCUGUGGCGGAGGUGACGCUACAAUGCCUUUCGAUACUACGGCGCCGACGGUAAACAAUGUCGAGCAUCAGGAUGGCAGCGACAGCUCCACCGGUGGUCCAAAUUCGAUGGACGGUGUGAUCGGUGCGAAUGGAAAUACUGGUUCCUUGCCGCCGCACCUUACCAAAACAACCAACAAAGUCUAUGAAACCGACAUACUGUAAACAAAUUUUUCGUAUCACGCUUCACCUACCCUUGCAACAUACAGGACGCGUGGUAACACGGUAGUUUUAGCACACGUCCGGCAGAGUUUCGGUUUGCAUAUGACGUUACAUGACGUGACAAAUUUAGAAAAAAGUGCUUCACUGUUCCAAGUUGCUACAUUUCCCAACUGUGCACUGCAAAUCGAAUGCAAAAAGAUAACAUUUUUUCUGUAGUUUUUUUUUAAUUCAAAUAUUUAAUUUUGUAGCUGAUCUCAUUGCGUCGCAAAGCGUACUAGCGCAUGAAAAAGAUAGCAUAGAAAGUUUACUUAUUAGUACAUUAGUCAAUCCACAACACCUAUGGUUUAUAGCAGUACCUGGUACAGUAUAGGGACAUAAAGCCGAGUACAGUUUUUAUU